This is a messenger RNA of Phalacrocorax carbo (great cormorant), 2857 nucleotides long. The record is from RefSeq and is a predicted model, not a curated record. Lineage: Eukaryota; Metazoa; Chordata; Aves; Suliformes; Phalacrocoracidae.
GCGCUCAAGCGGAGGCUGCGUCCCGGCGUGUGCAGCGCGGCGCUGCCGGCAGCCUCGGCCGCCGCGAGUGGCCCCCGGGCGGCGUCCCCGCUCGCUCGGGCCGCGGAGUUUCUGGUUCGGGGUUUGGUGGGGUUUUUUUGGAAGCGGGGGAGGCGCGGGGAGCACGGCGGGCCCCGGGGCAGCCGAGAUGCGGCGCGGGCGAGAGCCAAUGGGGGCCGGCGCGGCCGUGUGACAGGCGGGGCGGCCGCUGCCCCCGCCGGGCGGCCGGGGCGGGGAGCCGGCACAGCGCGCCGCUCGGCAGUAGCAUCGCCACCGUCACCCCCGCGGCUGCGGGGCUGGCACACGCCUGCAUCCUCCUCUCCCCCGGCAGCCGCUCGCAGACGCCUCGCCGCGGCGAGGGAGGCCGGCGGGCGGAGCGGAGCGGGGGGCGCCGCAGCAGACAAAGCAAAGAUGGCAGGGAUCCUCGCCUGGUUCUGGAACGAGCGGUUCUGGCUGCCGCACAACGUCACCUGGGCGGACCUGCAGAGCACGGAGGAAGCCGCCUUUCCGCAGGCGGAGGACCUCUACCUCGCCUUCCCCCUGGCCUUCUGCAUCUUCAUGAUCCGGCUGCUCUUCGAAAGGUUCAUUGCUAAACCAUGUGCCUUAGGCCUUAAAGUCCAAGCCAACGGACCACAGAAAGCUCAACCCAAUGCUAUCCUGGAAAAAGUUUUCACAGCUAUUACAAAGCAUCCAGAUGAGAAGAGGCUGGAGGGCCUCUCCAAGCAGCUGGACUGGGAUGUACGCAGCAUUCAACGUUGGUUUCGACAAAGACGUAACCAGGAGAAGCCCAGCACUCUGACGAAGUUCUGUGAGAGCAUGUGGAGAUUUACAUUUUACCUUUAUAUAUUUACCUAUGGAGUACGGUUCCUGAAAAAGACACCCUGGCUCUGGAAUACCAGACAGUGCUGGAAUGGGUAUCCAUAUCAGCCACUGAUGCCUGACCUUCAUUAUUACUACAUAGUUGAAUUGUCAUUCUACUGGUCCUUAAUGUUUUCUCAAUUCAUUGACAUCAAAAGAAAGGAUUUUGGCAUCAUGUUUACACAUCACAUUGUAACAGUCACCCUGAUAACCUUCUCAUAUGUAACCAAUUUGACACGAGUGGGAACCUUGACCUUGUGUCUCCAUGAUGCGGCUGAUGUUGUCCUAGAGGCUGCCAAAAUGGCAAACUAUUGCAAGUGUCAAAAACUGAGUGACCUUCUGUUCCUUACAUUUGCCAUUGUCUUCAUUGUCAGUAGGCUUGGCAUAUAUCCCCUAUGGAUAUUAAAUACAACAUUGUUUGAACUGUAUGAAGCUCUGGGCAAUUUUCCUGCCUUGUGGGUCUUCAACGUGCUCCUUGUGAUUCUUCAAUUUCUGCACUGUUUUUGGUCUUACCUAAUCAUAAAGGCAGCCUACAAAGCUAUUUCAAAGGGCAAGGCUGGAAAGUGGAACCCCUUGCAUGUAGCAAAGGAUGAUCGAAGUGACAUUGAGUCAAGCUCAGAUGAGGAAGAAACAGUACCUCGUUCAAAGACCCCGCACAGCACUAUCACCACUAAUGGGACCGGCGGUGCCAAUGGGACAAAUGGGUAUCUUACUGGUGGCACUUGCUCAGAUGAGCAUUAAUCCUUGAGUUCAAUCAUAAGACACGAACAGAAUGAACUGUUUGCUACUGGAAGUAUUAUAAGUUGUGAAUGCGGUUUCUUCAUAUAUCUCAGCAUCAGAAAAAAUUAGGAGUAUCAAAGCAUUCUGAUAGUGCACUGCCAUAUUUCCUGUUUGUGAAUGAAGACAACACACCAUUCUGUAUACGUAGGCAUGCUGUAUGUGUAUGUAACUGACACAAUGGGAGCAGUAUUUUCACUUGUACUGUCUUUGAAAUAUUAUUUAUUUUGUAUUCUUUUGGGAACUUCUGGACAAAAGGGAAUUAAUAUCCAUUCUCAAACUUUUUCUCUUGGGAUUCUCAGUGGUGGAGAGCAUCACGUUCAGAUCUCUUCUGUCCAUCCCUGUUGCUUUUGCUGAGUCUGCUAUAAGUAAUAGUUGCUUGAUUUGUUACUUACAGUAAGACAGAACAUAGCUUUAUAGAUUCUAGAUCUGCUUCAGAUAUUUUUGCUAUCUUUGUGUUUUAAAGUGCUGGUUUUGAAAUUGCCUAUCAAAUCAAAGUGGCCAUUCCUCCAACAUAAAGUUUUAAAACACUGGAUUGGUAUUUUAAAUAGUAGGUAAUGUGGUCAAUUAGCAAUUCAGGAAAAAAAUGCGGUAAAUGUGGAAUAUUAUUUUAGCAUAAUUUAAAAUUCAGUUUGGUGGUUAAUUGCAUUAGAAGUAGACUUGAUUAGUUGUGCACAUACCCCAAAGCAUUGAUGUCAACAGUUAGGAUAACCUCAUUCUCACUUUUAUUUUUUGCCUUGCAAUUUUUGACCUCUAAGGAUUCUAGCUUUUCACAGAGAUUCCAUGUUGAAAGGUGUUUGUUCAAGUGCACCAUUGUGAGUCCAGACCUCAUUCCUGAAACUGGUUUUGCACGUUCAGAUGGAUGAGAGCAGGGGUGUAAUGGAAAAAUAAGUAGAUUAAAAGUUAUCGCUUCCUCAGACACAGUUCAGUGUGGGUAUUGCUCUUAUAAUUAUUGCCACUUUCUUAGUAGGCUGAAGAGAGAGAAGGCAGAACAUCAUACAUUACUAGAAAUAGUUUAUUUUACAUGCAUGAAAAGUUCAGCAAAAUUCACUUAUAAUUCACAGCAUAUAAAAUUAAGGGUCUUUUUAAAAUAAUUUUGCUCUCCCUUUUCAUCCAAGAUUUACAAACUGUGUUCCAAAGAUGACAAAGUAUAUACCCAAAAUAAACAUCUUUUUUAAUAUUA